This is a messenger RNA of Balaenoptera acutorostrata (minke whale), 5167 nucleotides long. RefSeq names its product myotubularin related protein 10 (gene MTMR10). The record is from RefSeq and is a predicted model, not a curated record. The coding region runs from base 378 to 2696 and encodes 772 amino acids. NCBI's taxonomy places the organism in Eukaryota, Metazoa, Chordata, Mammalia, Artiodactyla, Balaenopteridae. The transcript has 16 exons.
CGCCCGGACCGGCCUUUCAAGAUGGCUCCCGCGCCCCGCUCCCCCCUGGCGCUCUCGCUGAGGGCCGGGCAGCGGCGCAAGGCGCCAGCCUCGCGUUCCGACUCCUGCGCGGCCUAGAAGCCGGUAGCGGCCGGCCGCCGGCUUGCGCGCGCCGUCUCUCGGGGCGGGGCGGGACGCCGGGCCCCUUCCGGGGAUGGGCUCGGGCUCCUCCCCGCUCGGGCGGGCGCUCAGGCGUGUCCACGCCCGUCAGCCCGCCCGGCCCGGCUGGCCGCAGACCGAGCCCGGGCGGCCGCACGGGGAGCUCUCAGCCAGCGGGCGUCGGGAGGCGGAUCCCGGGCCCCGACCGGGACGGACCGAGCCGAGCAGGCAGCGGCACCAUGUUCUCGCUCAAGCCGCCCAGACCCACGUUCAGGUCCUACCUCCUGCCGCCGCCCCAGACUGACGAUAAGAUUAAUUCAGAACCGAAGAUUAAAAAACUGGAGCCCGUUCUUUUGCCAGGAGAAAUUGUCGUAAAUGAAGUCAAUUUUGUGAGAAAAUGCAUCGCAUCGGACACAAGUCAAUACGAUUUGUGGGGAAAACUGAUAUGCAGUAACUUCAGAAUUUCCUUUAUUACGGAUAAUCCAAUGCCAUUACAGAAAUUCCAUUAUAGAAACCUUCUUCUUGGUGAACAUGAUGUCCCUUUAACAUGUAUUGAGCAAAUAGUCACAGUAAAUGACCACAAAAGGAAGCAGAAAGUCCUGGGCCCAAACCAGAAGCUGAAAUUUAAUCCAACAGAGUUAAUUAUUUACUGUAAAGAUUUCAGAAUUGUGAGAUUUCGCUUUGAUGAAUCAGGUCCUGAAAGUGCCAAAAAGGUAUGCCUUGCAAUAGCUCAUUAUUCCCAGCCAACAGACCUCCAGCUACUCUUUGCAUUUGAAUAUGUUGGGAAAAAAUACCACAAUUCAGCCAGCAAAGCUAAUGGAGUACCCUCAGGAGGUGGAGGAGGCGGUGGCAUUGGAGCUGGGGGUGGCAGCAGCCAAAAAACUCCGCUGUUUGAAACUUACUCAGACUGGGACAGAGAAGUCAAGAGGACAGGUGCCUCCGGGUGGAGGGUUUGUUCCAUUAACGAGGGCUACAUGAUAUCCACCUGCCUUCCAGAGUACUUUGUAGUGCCAAGUUCUUUAGCAGACCAAGAUCUAAAGAUCUUCUCCCAUUCUUUUGUUGGAAGAAGGAUGCCAUUCUGGUGCUGGAGCCACUCGAACGGCAGUGCUCUUGUGCGCACGGCCCUCAUAAAAGACGUGCUGCAGCAGAGGAAGAUCGACCAGAGGAUUUGUAAUGCCAUAACUAAAAGUCAUCCACAGAGAAGUGAUGUCUACAAAUCAGAUUUGGAUAAGACCUUGCCCAAUAUCCAAGAAAUACAGGCGGCUUUUGUAAAACUUAAGCAACUGUGUGUUAAUGAACCAUUUGAAGAAACUGAAGAGAAAUGGCUGUCUUCACUGGAAAAUACACGGUGGUUAGAAUAUGUAAGGGCAUUCCUUAAACAUUCAGCAGAACUUGUGUAUAUGCUGGAAAGCAAGCGUCUGUCUGUAGUCUUACAAGAGGAGGAGGGAAGAGACUUGAGCUGUAUUGUAGCUUCUCUUGUUCAAGUGAUGCUGGAUCCCUAUUUUAGGACAAUCACUGGAUUUCAGAGUCUGAUACAGAAAGAGUGGGUCAUGGCAGGAUAUCCAUUCCUGGACAGAUGCAACCACUUAAAGAGAUCGGAGAAAGAGGCUCCCGUGUUCCUGCUGUUCCUGGACGCCACGUGGCAGCUGCAGGAGCAGUGCCCGGCGGCUUUCGAGUUCUCCGAGACCUACCUGGCGGUGCUGCACGACAGCACCCGUGUGGCCCUGUUCGGCACCUUCCUCUUCAACUCCCCGCACCAGCGCGUGCAGCAGAGCACGGAAUUUGCUAUAAGCAAAAAUAUCCAAUUGGGUGAUGAAAAGGGUUUAAAAUUCCCCUCAGUUUGGGACUGGUCUCUUCAGUUUACAGCAAAGGAUUGCACCCUUUUCCACAACCCCUUUUACAUUGGAAAGAGCACGCCUUGUGUACAAAACGGUUCUGUGAAGUCUUUUAAACGGACAAAGAAAAGCUACAGCUCCACACUAAGAGGAAUGCCAGCUUCCUUAAAGAAUGGAAUCAUCAGUGACCAAGAGUUACUUCCCAGGAGAAAUUCAUUAAUAUUAAAAGUAAAGCCAGACCCCCCCGAGCAGAGCGACAGCCAGGACAGGGGUGCGGAGCAGUACUUCCGAGAGUGGUUCUCCAAGCCGGCUGACCUGCACGGGGUGAUUCUGCCGCUUCUCUCUGGAAUGCACAUCAAACUGUGGAAACUCUGCUACUUCCGCUGGGUCCCCGAGGCCCAGAUCCAGCGCGGGGGCUUCAUCACGGCCUUCCACAAGGUCUCCCUGCUGGCGGACGAGGUGGACGUGCUGAGCAGGGCGCUGCGGCAGCCCCAGGGCAGCCCCCCGGAAGCCCCCUGCCCCGAGCUGGUCCAGAGCAGGCUGUACUUCCGCGCUGGUGGCCCGCACGACGCCCCGGGGACACCAGACUUCCUCUCCUCCUCGUUCCCCUUUUCCCCAGUGGGCAAUCUGUGCAGACGGAGCAUUUCAGGGACACCGCUAGGCAAGUUUUUAAGUGGGGCCAAAAUAUGGUUAUCUACUGAGACACUAGCAAAUGAAGACUGAGGCGGAGUGGCUUUCUGAACGUUCUGAGGGAGCGAGAGACCGUCUCUUCUGAAGUAAAACUGCUGGCCGAGGCGUUUGAAGCUCUAAUCGUUCUAUACGUAAGAAUAACAGUUGAAAUUUGCACUAAUACUUUAAAACAUGUUGAAUUAUGCUUCCUUCACAAUAUUUUUAAAAGAUAGGUAUAACUUUUGUUAUUUAUGUCCUCUUUCUAUCAUUCUAGGUCUGGCUCAUUUUUAGAUCAUUUGCAGGCAGACAUUCCCACGAUCUUAUUACUGUGAUCAAACUAAUCAGGUUUUGUCUGCGACAUUUAUCUUGUCUACAUCCAUUUUUCCAGCCACCUCCUAAAGGUUCCCUGAUCCUCAGUUGGAUUAGCAGCCCAGAGAAGCAGACAUCAGGAGAGUUAAGAAAUUAGUGUUUAGUAUAUUUUCACGAAGCAUCCAGUAAACCCCCAGUGUGCGUUAGUAGGUAUUUGUGUAUUUUUCUGGUCACUUUCUAUUAUCUCUAGUUGAGCUCACCUGAGAGUUGCGUGUUCUCACACUGUAAUUUAUUUUAGAUCACUUUGGGACCGUAGAUCACUGUGUUUUAAAAUCAUGAGUUUCCUUAGGACUAACUUUAAAAUGAUAUGCACUGCUGACUUUAAAAGCAUUUGCUAUAGAUAAUUAAUUAAAUUUAGAAGUGCCUUUGACAUUAAUAUUAAGAUAUGAAGAACACAGAGUAAAACAGAAUUUGUUUUUUAAAUUAGGGUGUCAAAGUCCCACUGCACAUUGGAAAGAGGCUGGUCACACUCAGCAUCAUACCGACAGCCAGGAGUCCCCAGAGGCACACAUCCCUCUGAAAGUCACCGAACACAGCGGGUCUGGAGCAGGGUCCGGGUCGGUGCGGCAGCAUCACUGACACCCACCCUCAAAGUAGAGGCCCCGUCAGAGUCCAGUGGGGAGCACUCCCGGGGGCACUUUCCCUUGGAAAUCAGUGAUGAGGUCUUGAGUCAGGUCACCUGAGUGCUUAGUGCUUAGGAAGGGAGGACAGGAGAGUAACAACGGACUUCUCUCAAAAUACUGCCACUGUAACAAAUGGUGAGAGCGCCCGCCCCACCCAACCUGUGACAGGUGUUCCGAGGCGCAGACAGAGGUGUGCUCUCGUCUCAAAUUCCCGUUUUCAGGUUGUGUCACAAGAGCCGAGUCAAAGCUAUGGGCCAGAGCUGGAGCUUACUGUGGCCAUGCCGGUCACAGCCUCCCCGACACCCCUCACUUCUGUGUAAAAGAUGGAUGUCUUCAAUGUGGCUGUUAUUUAGUUUCUUAAACUGCCAUCUUAAGCUUUUUAAAAAACGUUUAUAGUAAAGUAUCUAGUUAGCUUAUGUCCUUUUCUAAAACAAGUUUUUUCAAAACAGUGUGUUUUACCUUUAUAUGUAACAAAUAGAUGUUUCUAUUUGAAUUAUUUGCCUUUUAAAAAUGGUUGGAUAAUGUCUCUGGACUUACAGGGACAGAAGUUCCUAUGCAGUCUUAGCAAAUCCAUCGUGUGGAUAAACCCAGUGUUUUGCCAACUUGUCUAGAAAGUAAGGGCUUUCUUAGUUUAUAUAAAUAGCACUGUUGCCAUUAAACGUUUUAAGUCCUUGAUUGGAAACCAGCUCCGGUCCCCUGAAAACCCCACAGCAUAUCCUGCCACUGGAAGUGUAAUAAUUCUUCUUCCUUUUUCAUUAGGCUGCUUUUUUUAUUAUUACAAAUCGUUCUGAAUUUGUUACUGUUUUUUUGGAUUGAGCAUUUACUUUAUAGCUUUUUUCUUCCCUCUCACAUUUAUUUCAACCCUUUUAGUAAUUUUUUUUUGGUUAACUUGCAAGUUUAAAAAUGAUUAGGUACUAUUAAUACUGUUUUAAAAUAGAAAAUUUGCAUAUUUUUGUACGAUAAUCAAAUGUAGUAAAAUAUAGUUUAUUUUCGCUGAACAGUUGUUAUAUAAUGAUUAUUGUGCCACAGUUUAUCGUGCAUAAUAUGAAAAACAACUACUACAGCCUUGAGUCCUGGCCCCUGCAGAGCUGCCUGGCACGCUGCUGGCAUGGAGGACGUGUGGGGACAGAGUCCGAAUGUGGUUCUGGACGCGGACACGGAGCCUGUGCUGACAGAGGGCCACACAGGCGUCAGGCAGCUCCGGACUCGCUAGGAUCGGACUUAAAGGUGUACCAUGUCUUACUGUUGUUUUGUGAUGGAAACCAAUUUUAAAACCAAAAAUUUCUAACUUUAUUUAAGAAAGUAUAUUAAUCUGUGCUAACAGAGGGUGAAAACUAUUCAACGUGUCCUUCAACAAAAUCUGCUUGCUGUAGUAGUAACCUCAAGCAGUUAAAACUUGAUUUUGAGAGAAAAUGAAAACCUUUGUGCCUAAAAUUGACUGUGACUUGGGUUAAAGUAGGAUGUGCAGGAAGGUGAGAGACCCUGCUUUUCAGCAGUCGUGAAUGUGAAGGAAGUGUUGACUGCUAAUAAAAU